Molecule: messenger RNA, 811 nt
Organism: Mercurialis annua (annual mercury)
Lineage: Eukaryota; Viridiplantae; Streptophyta; Magnoliopsida; Malpighiales; Euphorbiaceae
Exons: 6
Coding region: 75-638 (187 amino acids)
Source: RefSeq, a predicted model, not a curated record
GUUUAUUUUUUAGCUCACACUCGUCUCCACCAUCUCUGCAACAAGAGAAUCCAAAUAAAUUCAGUCUACUCAACAUGAUCCGCAAUUUAGCAGCUCAAUUUUACACUUAUCUAUCAAGAAUCAAAUCACCAUCCCGCAAUUUCUUGGUUUCCAAUAAGCCAAAGGAUGAGCUUACUAUUGAAGAAGAUGCUGAGAGAAAAAUUGGAUGGUUGUUGAAAUUCUUUUUUGCUGGAACUGCUGUUUUUGUGGGCUCUCAGUUUUUUCCUUAUAUGGGAGAUAAUUUGGUUCAGCAGUCUAUUUCACUAUUGCAAGUUAAAGAUCCCUUCUUUAAAAGAACUGGUGCUUCGAGACUAACCAGUUUUGCUGUCAAUGAUGAAAAAAGAAUGAAAGUUGUGGAAUUGGGUGGAGCUCAAGAAUUGGUAAGCAUGUUGGAGGCUGCCGCGGAUGAAAAAACUCAGGUAGCAGCUCUAAAGGCUCUUGCUGCUCUUUCACAAUCCGAUGAGGCUGUAGGAGCUUUACAUCAUGCCGGGGCUGUCUCUGUCAUUAAGGCUACCCCUGAUUCCCUUGAAGAAGCAGAAAUCAAGAAUUACAAAUCUAGCUUGCUCAAGAGAUUCCAAGAACUGAGAUAUGAUAGUUGAUUUUCACUGGCAACUAAGGUACGACCCUUACCAUUUUGGGUCGGAAAUACAGUUAGGUCAAACAGUUAUUGGUAUUGUAAAAUUAACUCCAAAUUUAUUUAGGAAGUUUUUUGUUCAAUGUAUUAGAAAGAACCUCAAAUUUUGCAUCAUAAAGUUAGUUUUUUUUAAACAAA